Messenger RNA from Triplophysa rosa, 774 nucleotides. RefSeq lists its product as uncharacterized. The record is from RefSeq and is a predicted model, not a curated record. The transcript is spliced from 9 exons. NCBI's taxonomy places the organism in Eukaryota, Metazoa, Chordata, Actinopteri, Cypriniformes, Nemacheilidae. Bases 1 to 774 code for a protein of 257 amino acids.
AUGUUGGAUGCUCUCUGUUCUAAUGUAAAUGACUUUGGCCAAUGUUUGAACUCUUGGUCCUGUGACACAGAAGUCAGUAGCUGUACCUGUUUUGAGGGACAACCAUAUUGUCGGUGCAAUAACCUAAAAGGUGAGUUUUACAUCGACGAAGACUGUUCUCAGAGAUGGACAAUAGUGACCUUUGCCCUGGUGGCGUCUCUGCCCGGUCUCACACUUGCUAUACUUGUGGGGACGAUUGUUUAUGUGAUAAUGCUGCCAUCAAGCAAGAGCCACAAAAGUAACGCAGUCAACACGGCUUCUCCCAAAGAACAGGAUCUAUUCCCCGGAAUUACAUUUGCCUCUGAUCUGAAUGGUCGAACUGCCCGUAACACAAGACCUUUGCCACAAAACCACAUUCCCAUGAUAACCAUUCCCAACAGUGCCAAUAGUAUGUCCGGUGGGACACGUGAUCAACCAAUGCGAGGUCCUUCUCGGCCCUACAGUAUGUCCAGUGGCACACGUGAUCCUCCUGUGGAAGGUCCUGCUCGACUCUACAGCAGUUCAGCAGGUUACGGUCAGACUAUGAAUAACCCGUAUGCUAGAGAUUCACCCAGCAGAAACCCCUAUGACAACCGCAGUGCUUCUCUUGAACACCGUAAUGAUUACAGACAACAUGCACCUUCACAUCCUUAUGAAGACGGGAACUCGUCCUAUUCUCCUGCUCAAUUCUACGCUUCUGAUCGUGGAAACACUCGAGGUGGAUUUCCACGACCUCAUGUCAACCUACAAUACUAG